GCGAGCAUCCCAAUGUUUGAAAUCUAGCCGCCAUGGCAGAGGCUGAAUGCGCAGUGCCUGACGCCCUGGCCGGCGAACUUAGCCGCUGGCGGCGUGAGGUGUGUGGCACCUGCGGCACCAGCGCAAUGUUCUACUGUCCUUACUGUUGCACUCCCCUGGGAGUUCCAGAAGGUGUGAUGGUUCCAACGGCGAGGCUGCCCUUUGCUCGGUGCGACAUCAUCUUUGAUGACGCGCCCAAGAAGGCCACCAGCAUCCAUGCCAAAGUUCUGGCACCGGAGCAGGUUCGGUUGAUUGACCUUUUCACGGGAGAGGGCAAUUCCAACCGCACCCUCAGCCGGCCAGCUGGAAGCACGGGGCCAAAGGAGAUGGGAAAGUGCCAAAGCCCUCAAGGCGAAGCAGAGAGCGUGCUGCGCGAAAUCCCUGAGUACGAUCCGCAUGCCACACUGGUGCUCUUUCCGGAUGACUCCAGUGCAACCUAUCAUGAGGUGACUUCUGAAAACGGACUUGCGCCUUUGGAUGGGCUGACUCUUGUAGUGAUCGACUCUCCGUGGAAGAGGGCACAGGUGCUUCGCAAGCACCCACGGCUAGCGAAUCUGCGAUCAAUCAGAUUGGGGCAUCCUCCGCCCUCGCGUUUCUGGCGCUAUCACUCCGAGGGAACAGGCUGUGUCUCAACUGUAGAGGCCCUGGCAGCGCUCGCCAAAGAAGUGUCCUCUGAAGGAGGAUCCGCAAGCGGGGCUGCCGGCUUGGACCCUAUGCUGGAGGACCCAUUGCUCUUCUUCUUCGUUCGGCAGUUUGCCUACAUCUCUGAGAGACAUGUUUCUGCAGGUGCUGAACGGCCCAUGGACGCAACUGCCAAGCAGCGCCGCAUGGAUCAGGUGCGGCAGAAGGACCGCGUCAAGCGGCCAAAGCUGCGGCCAUACGGUCCAGAGGCACGACGCUUGUCCGGCCCGCGCCUACCUGCCUGAC
Molecule: messenger RNA, 966 nt
Organism: Effrenium voratum
Lineage: Eukaryota; Dinophyceae; Suessiales; Symbiodiniaceae
Source: the annotation of a GenBank genome assembly